Molecule: messenger RNA, 1142 nt
Organism: Macrosteles quadrilineatus (aster leafhopper)
Lineage: Eukaryota; Metazoa; Arthropoda; Insecta; Hemiptera; Cicadellidae
Product: 39S ribosomal protein L52, mitochondrial-like
Exons: 2
Coding region: 397-879 (160 amino acids)
Biological process (GO): maturation of SSU-rRNA from tricistronic rRNA transcript (SSU-rRNA, 5.8S rRNA, LSU-rRNA); mitochondrial translation
Cellular component (GO): mitochondrial large ribosomal subunit; nucleus
Molecular function (GO): structural constituent of ribosome
Source: RefSeq, a predicted model, not a curated record
UGCAGUCCUACUUCCACCUCUGCCAACGACAACCACUUCAAAUUUUUUAUCUAGGUUAUGUUAAGCGUUAAGGUUAUUUUUGGAUAAUAAUAACUUCUUACUUAUUUUAUUGAGUCGUUGGUUAGGUUGAGAGUUUGAUCAUUGUUUGAUACUUUGGAACUUUGGUUUAGCUUUUAGCUUGGUUGAAGUGAAGACCGUCACCGUCACUUUAGCACUUUACUAAUCACUAUGGUUAUUGUUUAGCUACCGCUUUGUCGUUGCCAUUAAAAUUAGGUUGAAAUUGUUGAUUAAGCAUAACAUUUAUUUAAUUUCAUCGAAGAAACUGAGAUGUCAUUGGUAUUCCUUCUCAAGAGUAAAACACUUCUACCCAGUUGGCGGAUGUGAAUCAAGAAAGCAAUGGACAGUUCACAAGACCAGCCAUUGUACUCCAGCUUUGCUGACGUGAUUGGCAUCGUAUUUAAUAAUUGGACGGCCAUCAAGUUGGCUGUGGAGCACGGAAUGGGCGGCCCCCCUGCUGUAACUCAGCACAAAUUGACGGGCAUAAUUGAUUCAGUUGCACAGACGAUCACUUCUAACAAUGUAGACUGGUAUGAUGUCUCUGACCUCUUGGCAGAUGCGAUGGAUACAGAAUUUUCCACAAUUUUAGAAGACGACUCCAACGAUGAAGUAGCCAAUCAUUUGUGCCAACUUUACCAGAUGUAUCAGACUGGAGAUCAUCCGAGUCUUCAGGCGGCAUUGUCCUCGCUGCCGUGCAGAACACCAAUUAACACAGUUCUCCUCAACUCGGUUACCCACUCGGUGCCAAUGGAGUCAUCAUCAUCAUCGGAUGAAGAAGCACCAGCUGAAGAUGAUGGUUGGACGGUUGUCAAGAGAAAAUAAUAAUUAAACUUUUCUACAAAUUGUUUAUAAUGGCUACCAGAAGACAAGUGAACUGCUCUCAACUUUGUAUCGAAGGUCAAGGUAAAAUGAUUUGUUUCAGUAAGUGAAUUGUUUUGUUCUUAACACUAUGAACAGCUGUACAGAUUUUUUCAUGUUUUUGAAACAGUUUUAUUACUUAUUAGAAUAAAUAAGUUUUAAAAUCAAGUGUAUGGUAUGUUUUUAAAUAUUUAAUAAUGAAUAUAAUAAAACAUUGUAAUAUUUGA